UUUAGAAUAAAUACAGAAUGUACUCUUUGGCUUGACAAUCAAAAUUUAAAAUGUAUUCUCAAUAAAAUUACAAUAACAUCAAUGCUUCUCUUGUAGUUUUUGAAUGUAACGGCCUGGGACUGUUGACUGAUUGGCCUGAAUUGAUGUGGCAACGCCAUCAGCGCUAUCUUUUGAAUGGCAUGAAAGUAUCGAUACCAUUGGCACAUCACACAUCAAAUAGAUAUCGAUAUUAAUAUACGUACGUGUCCAAAAUCAGCUGCGUCGUAGCAAACAAACAAUGCGGUGAAUAAAUACCUCUUAACUGGCGACAUUAACAAAUUAAUAUACUGACGAAAUCGGUGGGAGUUAGUUGCAAAAAACCAGUAGCAGAGUAGAGAAGAACUAUGACAAGUACACAUAAAUUGCGGCGCAAGGCGUUAGCGAGCAGUGGCCUAGCAAUCGCUUUGCUUGUUCUGUUAUAUUGGACCGAUUUUACGGGCGGCUAUUUUGCAGCUCUCGAUGAAGCUGAAACGAACAAGAAUUGUUUUUGUGAGCUCGAAGGUUCUAUUAACGAUUGCAGCUGUGAUGUGGACACGGUUGAUCACUUUAAUAACAUGAAAGUCUAUCCGCGUCUUCAGAGCUUAUUAGUGAAGAACUUCUUUCGAUUCUACAAGGUUAAUUUGAAGCAGGACUGUCCCUUCUGGCCGGAUGACAGUCGUUGUGCCAUACGUUUCUGUCAGGUCGAAAACUGCGAGGAACAGGCCAUACCCGAGGGCAUAAAGGAUCAAUCAGAGCAUCGUGAUAAGGCGGCUUCAUUCAAGUACACCCGUGAGGCACAACUGGAGAGCAGAUGCUCGGAUGUCGAGGAUUUUGACAGUGCAUUGGGUUUCCUGGAUACGAGCAUCAGUGAUCAGGCUCAUAGGGAAUUCGAAUUGUGGGCUAAACACGAUGAAGCCGAGGAAGAUUUUUGCAUUGUCGACGAUCAUGAUGUUGAUGCACAGUAUGUGGAUCUAUUGUUGAAUCCGGAACGGUAUACGGGCUAUAAAGGCGAUUCGGCACAUCGCAUCUGGAAGAGCAUAUAUCUGGAGAACUGUUUUGGUGGCAACAACGAAACCGCAAAUAAAUUCUCCAGCUAUAUGCCUCACAUGGAGUUGCGUGAUGUCUGUCUGGAACAACGUGCCUUCUAUCGUAUCAUUUCCGGAUUACACUCAAGCAUUAAUAUACACUUGUGCUCGAAAUAUUUAUUAUCAGAGACAAAGGAUUUCCUAGACCCCCAAGGCAUCUGGGGACCUAAUGUCAAGGAGUUUAAGCGUCGCUUUAGUCCAGAAACAACUAGCGGCGAAGGUCCACACUGGCUACGCAAUCUAUAUUUUAUCUAUCUAGUCGAAUUGAGAGCGUUGGCCAAGGCAGCGCCAUAUUUGAGACGUGAGAAUUAUUAUACGGGAAUCGCCGAGGAGGAUGAGGAAGUAAAGCUGGCUAUGCACGACAUGCUAACGGUCAUAGAAUCCUUCCAAUCACACUUCAAUGAGAAUGCCCUAUUCAGCAGUGGCAUUGCCUCGAUUAAAUUCAAAAAUGAUUAUAAAGAGAAAUUCCGAAAUAUCUCACGUAUUAUGGAUUGUGUUGGCUGUGACAAGUGUAAGCUGUGGGGUAAAUUGCAAACGCAAGGUCUGGGCACCGCACUCAAAAUACUCUACUCGGAAAAACUGAAUUUGGCAACGGAAAGUGGGAUUUGGGACAAGCCACACAUCGAGGCGGAUCCUAUAUUCCGAUUGUCGCGAACAGAAAUUGUUGCGCUCUUCAAUGCCUUUGGCAGAUUAUCCAACAGUAUAUACGAAAUGGAAAAUUUCCGGCGUGUACUCAGAUAGCCAGAUGAAUAGUAAAACGCCCCUUAAAACACGUCACGAGUCAAAAUUCCCUACAUUUCGAGCUCUCUCAUCCGCGUACGACUGCUCAAAGACUUUUAGUUAAUUGAUGCGUACAUCUAUUUAGACAUAAUUUAAUGAUGGAUAUGAUUAGGGCCGGUUUCCCUCCAAAAUAGUUACCAGCAGCAGCCAGAGGCUACCAACCGUGGACAGCUGUAUUAUUGUAUAUAUUGGGAAUGCAUUAAAAAGGUUUAUACGUAGGCUACUUGUACUUUACUACCCCCACCCCUAUUUCCGCUACACAGGUGUAUAUUUUUCAUAUUGUA
Drosophila hydei is the source of this 2167-nucleotide messenger RNA. It is a transcript of the gene Ero1L, whose product is annotated as ero1-like protein. Gene Ontology annotation, biological process: protein folding in endoplasmic reticulum. Gene Ontology annotation, molecular function: protein-disulfide reductase activity; FAD binding; thiol oxidase activity. The transcript is spliced from 5 exons. The record is from RefSeq and is a predicted model, not a curated record. Gene Ontology annotation, cellular component: endoplasmic reticulum membrane; endoplasmic reticulum. NCBI's taxonomy places the organism in Eukaryota, Metazoa, Arthropoda, Insecta, Diptera, Drosophilidae. The coding region runs from base 384 to 1844 and encodes 486 amino acids.